This is a messenger RNA of Sesamum indicum (sesame), 1641 nucleotides long. Its product is annotated as G patch domain protein. NCBI's taxonomy places the organism in Eukaryota, Viridiplantae, Streptophyta, Magnoliopsida, Lamiales, Pedaliaceae. The record is from RefSeq and is a predicted model, not a curated record.
CGUGACCCCCUCAAUUCUUUCUCUAAUUUGUUACUUCCCCCCACCCCCAAUCAUUAUUAUUAAACCCCCUGUACAAUGGAUUACCCAUAAUUUGGAAUCAACCGCAACUCCAGAAAUCCUUCUGCCCGCUCCAUAUUCUGCUCCUCAUAACUUUGCCGAAACGCGAAAGAGUUGAGAGCUAUGGCUUUUGACUGUAACGAGAGGAAAACUCUGCUUUUCUCUGAUUUGUUCAAACCUCAUCGAAAUACUAUCAUGUCGAAAUUGGAAGGCUCAAGCUCGAGCUCGAGCUCGAAUCUGUCUUCGUCUUGUGAUUCGUCAUCCUCGGGUUUCAGCACGCCGUUGUAUUCGGAUUUGGGGUCAUCCGAAGGCGACGACGACGGAGACUUCAUCGCCGAGUUGACUCGUCAGAUGGCUGAGUGCAUGCUGCAAGAAGAAGAAGAAAACGCAGAUGUAAACCACGUUUUUGAGGGAAGUCGGCCUGCGAAAAGUAAGAAAGAGAGGAGUGAUGUGGAUUCUGGCGGCGUUCAAUAUUCCAGCCCAGUCUGCGUUAACAAUGGAAGGCCGCCGAUUCAAGUGUAUGAGUUGAAAAAUCAACCAGAAGUAGUAUGCAAAGAGAGACGACGAGCCAAAGGGACCGAGUCGACUCAGCAGAAACAGCUUCCGAAAACAGAGCAACAGCACUAUAUGCAAUACAGAGGGAGAGAAUGGGGAAUUAGCCAUGGGCACUCCGGGUCAGGUAUGCAGGCCGUUUUUCUUGGUGGAUCCGGAUCGAGAACUGGGUCUCCUGGCACCGGAGUCUUUUUGCCUCGUGGAGCUAGAGAUCCGACUCACCUCAAAAAGAAAUCGGGUUGCUCAAUGGUUCUGAUGCCCACAAGAGUUUUGCAAGUUUUGGAACUACAUUUCAAUCGAGUGCAAGAUUCCUCCGGCGCCCCACCCUCAUCAACUGGUACUGAUGAAUCCACAAGAAAGGAUGUGCUACCAAAUGGAGAUUCAGAUCUCCCUGCAAAUAGCGACGAGAUGCGACUGCCGCAAGAAUGGACGUACUAGCUACUAGCUAGCGCGCGCAUGCCCUACCGUCUACCGCUACCGCUGCGUACUAAUAAUGUGUCGUUUGUCUAAUCUGUACAUCUUUCGGCAGCUACACAUGGAAGCAUUUAUGUAGAGCCAGAUGGGACACAAGAAGGCAAUUAAGAUAAUAAUAUGUCCCAAUCACCAAAAAGGUAAGAGAAUAUUAACUCAAAUCGAGUUUAAUCGAAUCUGAAUUAACUAUAUGGCAAGUACAAUACAUUUGUUGUAUGAUUUGUGUACACUUUAUGAAAAACAACCAAUCACAUGACAAGUGUAUUACACUUGCUUUAUAAUUGAUUUGAUUCGAUCAAAUUUAAUUUGAGUAAAAAUUUCAAAAAAUAUAUAUAUAAUAAAUAGGGUUGUAACGAAUGAUUCCAUGGCUCCCAUUUUCUCUUUGUAAAUUGAUUAUAUGAAAAUGGGGCCAAGAAAGCCCUUGAUGAUGAUGAUGAUGAUGAUGAUGAAUAAAGGGUAUAAGUGGUGCAAGUUGCAUGGUUCAUAUUUAUAUAUAAAUUUCAAGGGUUUGUUUUCUUUUGGGAUGAAUCGUAGUUUAAAUCAGUGUUGUUAUUGGAGGAA